Molecule: messenger RNA, 1380 nt
Organism: Clonostachys byssicola
Lineage: Eukaryota; Fungi; Ascomycota; Sordariomycetes; Hypocreales; Bionectriaceae
Source: the annotation of a GenBank genome assembly
AUGACCACCCGCGGCGUUGAAUGGGUUGAAACCCAAUUUGGACCAAGGCCAGAAUGGACGAAUAGUCCUGACCAAGACGCUAUAUUGCAGGCGGCUCGACAAGCCUUAAACUCGAACGAGCUAUGCUCUGUUAGAUUUCUUUCUCAAGGAGUCUUUAGUAGGGUUUAUAUGAUAAGUUCAUUCAGAGAAGAGUACAUCUUCAGACUAAGCCUACCGCUAUAUCGACGUUGGAAGACUGAAAGUGAGAUUGCCACCAUGGAAUGGUCCAGAAUAAACACAUCUCUCCCCGUCCCUCGAAUCUUGGCACACAUGAAUGACCCCCCACAAGCGGCGGGCUACGAGUGGAUAAUCAUGGAGAAAGGUUCAGGAAAGCCCCUCGAGGAUGCUUGGGCAGAUAUGGACUACUCUUGUAAGAGUAGGUUCAUCAGGCAACUGGCCGCAUUCUCAGCAGGUACAUUCGAAAACAAGCUAAGAGGAAUGGGAAGUCUGUACUACUGCAACAGCUCCCUGUUUCCGGCACUCCCUCCUGGCAAUUUAGAGGAAAGGACAUAUCCAACUUUAUUCGAUCCAUAUGGCGAGGGCAGCCCGGGAUUCCCCUUUAGACUAGGACCGGGAGUCUGUUCACUGUAUCUCUGUCCCUACCUCGAACGCGAUCCCCAGGGACCCUUCUGGACCUCUCGAGAAUGGGUAAUCUCGCUAUUAAAAUUUGCCGAUGAGGACCUCCAAACACGUUUUAAAGAAGGAACUGGAAGCUUUGUCCAGGGGCCCGGAGGGAUUGAAGUAGUCUCCAUUCUUCAAAGGUUAGGAGCACUAUUGGAUGCUUUCUUUCCACCAUAUUCCACAUCGGAGCCUGAGCCCACCAUGCUCUACCAUCACGGUCUCAACGAAAAGAGUAUUCUAGUUGAUGAUGACGGCUCAAUUACUUCAGUCAUCGACUGGGAAUGCAUGUCCACCAUGCCGCUGUUUCUGGCAUGUGACUUCCCUGAAUUUCUUAUCGAUGACCCGUGUUAUAUUGAGCCAAAUAUCGACGACUAUUAUGAGGGGUUGAAUGACCCCCGUUAUCGGACUCACUAUGGACAAUACGAGUUAACUCGGCUGAGAGAGAUCUUUUUUGAUGAGAUGAAGAAAUUGUGUCCGAAAUGGGUGGAGAUAUUCGAGUCUUCUCAGCAUCAGAGAGAUUUUUUCGAAGCCAUUACCACCUGUCGGGAACAUCAUGGGGAUCCGAUGAUGUGCGAGAUACUUGGAAAUUGGCUAACUGAUAUGGAAACGGGCGCGACAGACGUCAUGGGUUUGACUGAGAGGCUCUUUGAGGCGCUUAAUUUGGCGGAUACAUUAAGUGAGAAGUCUGAAGACACGGAAGACAUUGAGAUGGGUGAAUAG